Staurois parvus is the source of this 261-nucleotide messenger RNA. NCBI's taxonomy places the organism in Eukaryota, Metazoa, Chordata, Amphibia, Anura, Ranidae. The record is from the annotation of a GenBank genome assembly.
AUGAUUGCACGCCAUGAAGAAGAAUUUGACCUUUUCAUGCGUAUGGACCUAGAUCGCCGCAGGGAAGAUGCCCGAAACCCAAACCGCAAGCCACGCUUGAUGGAAGAAGAUGACCUUCCCUCCUGGAUCAUCAAAGAUGAUGCUGAAGUUGAACGUCUGACUUGUGAAGAAGAGGAGGAGAAAAUAUUUGGAAGAGGGUCACGCCAACGGAGAGAUGUAGACUAUAGUGACGCUCUUACAGACAAACAGUGGCUCAGAGUA